Messenger RNA from Manduca sexta (tobacco hornworm), 2354 nucleotides. Its product is annotated as nose resistant to fluoxetine protein 6. The coding region runs from base 30 to 1904 and encodes 624 amino acids. Gene Ontology annotation, molecular function: acyltransferase activity, transferring groups other than amino-acyl groups. Lineage: Eukaryota; Metazoa; Arthropoda; Insecta; Lepidoptera; Sphingidae. The record is from RefSeq and is a predicted model, not a curated record. The transcript has 13 exons.
AUAUUUUAUACGAGGUACACGUGAUAAAAAUGAUGUUAUUGUUAUUGUGUUUGUUCGGAUACAGUUCCGCUGUUAUAUAUCAGUUAAAUGAAACUGAUCAUGAAAAAAUGCCGAACUUAAUCCGCUUGGAUCCUUACGAAAAGUGCUUGCGGGAUCCAACAGCAUUAUACUGCACUGUCGGCAUUGAUUUAGUCUCUGAUACACCCAGUCCACUACUCAGUAUGAUUCAGGAAUACAGCGAAGACAAAUCCAAACAUUUCAACUACUCUCAUAUUUACCAAGGAAUUUGCGUAAACCAGAGAUGCCAAGGCAUAAAUUCUUCAGUCCCCCUACCAAGUUACCUAGAAUCAUGUCUAAACAGGACAUUUUGGGAGGAAUACAGAUUGAAAACUAGAACCACAAAAGAUAUAUUUUGUAACAAUAAAAAUAAUUCAGUUGAUACUGAAGAUAUUAUUGUUGCAGCGGUCUUUUUAGCUCUGAUUAUGUUUAAUGCUUUUGGAACAUUGUACGAUGUAUUGUUCACUACGGGGAAGGCUAAUGAAGGUGUAAAGCUUUUACUCUGCUUCUCCAUUAGAAGAAACUAUUUAAAGCUUGUAAAAGAUAACUACGAAGGCGAUUCCCGUGACGGGCAAUUACGAAGUCUUAAUGGAAUAAGGAGUAUAUGCAUAGGAAUGGUUAUUUUGGGGCAUUCUUUGGCUGUGUACAUAUUCGUUGAAAAUCCAAUCUAUCUUGAAAAGAUGUUUUACUCCCCAUUUACGCUGUUAAUUACAAAUGGCACACUUAUAAUGCAGGGAUUUUUCACUUUAUCUGGAUUGUUGUUGGUGUUUAAAUAUUGUAUGUAUGUGGAAAAAAAUAAAUACAGUUGGACGUUGAUCCUAAAAGGGAUACUUUUGCGAUGGUUAAGGUUAACUCCCGCGUAUGCAGUCAUUAUAGGGUUCACUGCGACUUGGAUGAGACAUUUAGGUUCGGGACCUCUAUGGGAGAUGUUUGUGAACGUUGAAGUCAUGGAUUGUCGCCGAGAUUGGUGGAGGCAUUUCAUUUACAUCAACAAUUACUUUGAGGAUUCCUACUGCAUGAUACAGUCUUGGUAUCUAGCCGCCGAUAUGCAAUUGUUUUUGCUUGGUAUCAUCGUCGUCGUAUUUUGCCGUACCAAGACGAGCAGGAUCGUCACGUUGUCUACGCUGAGCGUGGUUGGGAUCAUCGUACCAACUUUACACACCUAUUAUCAAAACUUGGAUGGAAUUAUGAUGUUAACUCCUGAGACUGCCCGUAACUACUUCAUCACCGAUGACACGUUUAACCAUGUCUACAAGCGUGGACACACCAACCUGUUCGGGUACAUCAUAGGCAUGGCCUUGGGCUACAUCCUCUAUUAUUGGAAUGACUUCGGCAUCAACCUUAAUAAAUAUAAGAAACUUCGCCCGCUGUAUUGGUGUACGGCCCCAGCUCUGAUUGCGUUAAUGUACUCCGGCAGUAUAUUCUACGGUGAUCAUCCAAGAAUGUCUCUGCUGUUCAGGACAGUGUACUCAGCACUCGUGAAACCAAUAUUCUGCUUAACAAUGGCCGUGUUUAUGCUCGGAAUGCUGCUAAAGUUUGAUAAUGUGUACAGAUCUAUAUUGGAAUGGAAAGGCUGGACGGUGCCCAGUAGGUUGUGCUACAACGUUUACCUUCUUCAUUUCCUCUUCGUUAGAUUCUAUGUAGGGAUUCAGACCAGCAUUAUGAAAGCAACAUUUUGGUUUCAAGUAAUUUUUUUCAUCGGACUGCUAACUUUCUCGUUUGUUUUUGCUUUCGUUUUCUGGAUGUUAUUGGAAGCUCCCAUGGCAGAGUUGAUGAAGACUUUAAUGAGCCCUAAAAAACGCGAAGAGGAAAAGUGUGAAGUGAAUACAGGAAAAAAUGAUAAUUAGGUUAUAAAAUUUCGUUUAAGGUUAACUACAUGACGUUUUAAACGACGCGCGUUUUUAUACCCGCGAAGUCUGCGUGUCGACUACGUGAAUCUUUUACGUAGUUUGCUGUCAGGAUAUAAAUAUAAAAAAUAUCGCAGCUAUGCAAGGCUAUUUAAGUUAAUUUGGUCUGCAGCCUUUUAAAUAUAGGUACAGUUCAGAAAGCAUUACAUUUAUCGCCCUUUUUCUUCGAGCGAAACGCGUAGUCAGCCGUUUUAUAAAGCGUCAUGUGUAUAACUAUUAUAAGCGUUUUUAGUGUUUUAACUAAAAACUGUUGUAUCGCUUUUUUGCUUAUGUUAAAUAUUUAAUUCUGAUUAGAUUAAUUACUGGUUAACAUUAUUAUUGCUGACGCAUUUUUAUGUAUUUAUGUUUUUUGACUAGACAUGUAAAUAAAAUGUAUAUUGUGGUUUGUUA